CCUUCUCCUCAAAAUCCCCACAAUGAGACGAUUGAACGAGGGGUUGAUUAGCAUGUUGAUACAAUUGGUUGUUCCCAUAAAAGGCAUUGUGACGUUUCCCAAAACGGUGGAGCUGUCCUUCUCCAGGUACUGAACUAUUGACUCGUGGUUCAGGGAACUCGAUUUCCAUGGCACUCAGCUUUCCCAAAGUCGUGAUUCUCGUGUUCAUUGGAUGAUAUUAUUCUUGACAUGGUUCAUAUCAAUCUUCGUUGGCUCGUCUUGGGUUGCGUGGCGACGGGCGCGGUGCGAACCUUGCGCCGUCACAAACAUAUAGUGUCUACCGAUUCCACAAUCGACUGCAGGUCCAGAGGUCAAAGUGUCUUCAUGUGAGAAAUACUGCAGCAGCCCUCUUUUUCGUCGUCAUGGAUGACUUAGGUGGGUAUGGACCAAUUAUCAUCGUUACGCUAUGGACCGAGGCCGCAAUUGCUCUGGUUUUCGUCUCCAUGAGGUUGUAUACGCGGUGUCAAAUCAAUCGAGUCGUGGGAUGGGAUGAUUUCCUGAUUUCAUUCAGUUGUUUGAUGUUAAUACCCUAUGCGACGGCAGUGACUGUAGCAUGCCUCAAAGGCCUCGGUCGACACUCGGACGAACUUACCUUGGACCACAUCAUAUACGGAGUUCGAGCAGAGGUCAUUGGGCAAACCUUCGGAAUCGUCGGGAUAGCCACCAGCAAAGCAUCAGUAGCGGCUUUCCUCCUCAGAAUCACCAUCAUCACUUGGCACAAGUGGGUGCUUUAUAUUACACUACUCAGUGUCAGCGUCAUUUGCUUUCUAUGUGCUCUGUUUGACUACAUACGUUGCGAUCCAGUUGAUAGUAUCUGGAACCCAACUAUUGUCGCCAGAUGCUGGAUGUCUGCGGAUGGCUUUACCACGCUAUCACUUGUUGCUGGAGUCAUUUCAGCUGCGGCCGACUUCGUCCUUGCAAUUCUACCGUGGUUUAUCCUUUGGAACUUGCAGAUGAAGAGGAGGGAGAAGAACUUGAUUGCAUCAUCUAUGAGCCUAGGGCUUUUUGCUGGGGCCUGCGGUGUCAUCCGAACUCUCAACGUAAAGAGAGUGUCAGAAGGAACUGACUACUCUUAUGAAACAGUUGGCCUCAUACUUUGGAACUCUACUGAGUUAACAGUAACAAUCCUAUGCGCUACAAUCCCCACUCUCCGCCCUCUAAUCGCGCAACUCCUCCGCCUCUGCUCGCGAUCCUCUACCCGUCGCCAAAGCUACCGCCUCAGCUCCACUCCACCCAAAAGUGAAGCGUUCCAAUCAACCACUAAAUCCUCCGUCGUUGCUGAGCAAAGAGAUGUGGAAAGACAACGAGAACCAGACGUGAGAAGCGAUAAGAGUAUCUUAGGCCACAGAGGCGAGAACUCGGAAAGCAGCAUCGUGUGCACGGAUGUGGUUUAUGUUGAGUUCGAGGAGAGAGCGGAGCCGUAUACCCCGAGUAGUAGUAAUUGGUCGAAGAGAGGCUGUCAGAAUUGGGAGAUGAUAUAAUAUUUUGUUUUAGUAAGAAUACUAGAAUAUUGGUUUCAGGACCGGGUUCAUUUGUAUAUAUCUAGGGUGGUUUCAAACAAUGGCACUGCUGGAGCUGGUUUUCGGCGUCAUCAAGGUGGUUUCCAUGCGUCAAGGACAGGAUUAGAUUUGAAGAGUUGGGUUCUCAUUCCCUUCCACUGAUUGAGGUUUUCAUCUGAGCAUGGUCGUCGAGCUUCGCCCAUGCUCGACUCCUCUUACAGUCCUCGCUCUCCUUUGGCAAUCUCAGACGAUAAUUUUUCGAGUUUGCUUCGAAUGCAAACUUUUCUUGGCCUUUAACACAAUCAGAGUGCGAGGAUUGCCAGGGUAAUUCUGUAU
This is a messenger RNA of Mollisia scopiformis, 1874 nucleotides long. RefSeq lists its product as uncharacterized. The transcript is spliced from 6 exons. NCBI's taxonomy places the organism in Eukaryota, Fungi, Ascomycota, Leotiomycetes, Helotiales, Mollisiaceae. The coding region runs from base 402 to 1520 and encodes 372 amino acids. The record is from RefSeq and is a predicted model, not a curated record.